ACCCACGACCGGCGGACGGACAAAUGGCUUUAGCUGCGCUGCGGCUGAAAAGAGAAGCUCGAGUUGUUAACACAUAUGGGAGCGACACGAUUUAAAGCUAAAAGAACGUCGCCCGGACUUUGUGCUAAGUUAUCAAACUGGGCUUUUGUUAUCUACUUUUAAAUAGUCAUGGUUUCCGUCGACAAUGUCGCUCACAAAGUUCUCAGUUUCAUUCCAUAUGUUCUUGUUUUGAUAGAUUUGCGAUACGAAGGAGUGAAAUGCGGCCGGGACGGGAGUGUGGAGAAUCAUAUGGAGAUGGGGAAGAAGCUGCUCGCUGCUGGACAGCUGGCUGAUGCGCUCUCUCAUUUCCACGCUGUUGUGGAUGGAGAUCCAAAUAACUACUUGGCCUAUUACAGGAGAGCGACAGUGUUUCUGGCCAUGGGGAAGUCCAAGUCUGCACUUCCAGAUUUGAGCAGAGUCAUUGAACUCAAACCAGACUUCACAUCUGCGAGGCUCCAGAGAGGAAAUCUCCUACUAAAGCAGGGGAAAUUGGACGAAGCGGAGAGUGACUUUAAGAAGGUGCUGAAAUCCAACCCCGCUGACAAAGAAGAGAAGGAAGCCCGGAGUCAGCAGACAAAGUCAGAUGAAAUUCAGCGACUGGUUGCUCAGGCUCACAGUGCCUUCAAAAACAAAGAUUACCUGACGGCUGCUGGAUAUCUGGAGACCAUCAUUGAAACUUGUGUUUGGGAUGUGGCCUCCCGCGAGAUGCGGGCAGAGUGUUUUAUAGAGAUGGGAGAGACGGGGAAGGCCAUUGGCGACCUUAAAGCGGCUUCCAAGUUAAAGAAUGACAACACGCAGGCCUUCUUCAAGCUCAGCACUAUUUACUACAACCUUGGAGAUCAUGAGAUGUCCCUCAAUGAGGUGCGUGAGUGCCUGAAGCUGGAUCCUGAUCACAAACAGUGUUACGCUCAUUACAAACAAGUCAAGAAGCUGAGCAAACAGAUCCAGUCUGCAGAGGAGCUGAUCCAGGCUCAGAGGUACGAAGACGCAGUCAGUAAAUAUGAAGCGGUGAUGAAGACGGAGCCCAAUGUGCAGGCUUUUUCUCUUCUCGCUAAGGAGCGCAUCUGCCACUCUCUGGCACAGAGCCAGCAGGCCAGCAGAGCUAUCACAGUGUGCAGCGACGUCCUGCAGGGGGACCCACAGAACGUCCGCGCACUGAAGGACAGAGCUGAGGCCUACAUCCAGGACGCACUCUACGAGGAAGCCAUUAAGGAUUAUGAGACGGCCUCAGAAUACAGUGAGAAUGAUCAUCAGAUCAAAGAAGGGCUGGAGCGAGCUCAGCGGCUCCUCAAACAGUCUCAGAAGAAGGACUAUUAUAAGAUCCUAGGAGUGAAAAGAACUGCCAGGAAAAAGGAGAUUAUCAAAGCCUAUAGGAAACUGGCACAGCAGUGGCACCCGGACAAUUUCCAGGAUCCAGAGGAGAAGAAAAAAGCAGAAAAGAAAUUCAUCGACAUCGCUCAGGCCAAAGAGGUUCUUACUAAUCCAGAGAUGAGGACUAAGUUUGACCACGGGGAGGAUCCCAUGGAUCCAGAGACCCAGCAGGGACAUCACUUCCACGGAGGCUUCCACAGCUUCCAGGGCUUCAACCCGUUUGGCUCGGGGCCCUUCAACUUCAAAUUCGGCUUCAACUGAAGUAGCUGUGAUCCAGCAUGGUUGGAGUGGAUUUUGGAAUUUGUCCCUAUUUAACAGGGAAAGCUCUGGCAGAAACGAUGCCAGUUUAUACCGUAAGUGUCUCCAAAAAAAAAAAAAAAAAAAAAAAAUGAGGGCACAAAUAAUCCAGUGACUCAAAUUAAAGAUGCUUCUUUGUGGUUAAAGGGUACAGCUUUUGGAGAAAGUCUGUUGCUGUGCGAAUGAAUUUGUGCACACUGCUGCACUGCUUUUUAAGUUGAUGGUGAUUCCAAAGUGACAGAUGUCCCCCCCCCCCUUCUUUUGUACAUGCUACAAGUCACAACCUUUACCAUUGAAGUUGUACAUAGUUACAGCACUAUUUUUUAUAUAAAUUAAGUUCUUCUGAACUGUAAAUAAAAAAAAAAAGAAGCUAUUUAUGUACUUUGAACUGAGGA
This is a messenger RNA of Thalassophryne amazonica, 2102 nucleotides long. It is a transcript of the gene dnajc3a, whose product is annotated as DnaJ (Hsp40) homolog, subfamily C, member 3a. Gene Ontology annotation, molecular function: misfolded protein binding; protein-folding chaperone binding. The transcript is spliced from 12 exons. The coding region runs from base 169 to 1671 and encodes 500 amino acids. NCBI's taxonomy places the organism in Eukaryota, Metazoa, Chordata, Actinopteri, Batrachoidiformes, Batrachoididae. The record is from RefSeq and is a predicted model, not a curated record. Gene Ontology annotation, biological process: protein folding in endoplasmic reticulum. Gene Ontology annotation, cellular component: endoplasmic reticulum.